Molecule: messenger RNA, 207 nt
Organism: Necator americanus (New World hookworm)
Lineage: Eukaryota; Metazoa; Nematoda; Chromadorea; Rhabditida; Ancylostomatidae
Exons: 5
Coding region: 1-207 (68 amino acids)
Source: RefSeq, a predicted model, not a curated record
AUGCGAAAGAUGGCGAGUUCUUCGAAACAGGAAACCUCACCAGAGGUACUCUUCACUGAGUACUUGUUAAAUCUUCUGCGAAACGGAAUGGAAGAAAAAAAUACAAAAAAAAAGUGGACAUGUAGAAUAAGCCUGAGGAAAACAUGGAUGUGCUCCCAUAAAGAAAAAAGACCGCGAUUGGCCGGAGAAGUCAGGGAGAGAAAUUGA